CCGCGCCUGCUGCUGCUGCUGCUGGGGGUGUCCUUCGGAAGUGCCCAGGAGGCGUGCCUCACGGGCCUGUACACCCACAGCGGCGAGUGCUGCAAAGCCUGCUACCUAGGAGAGGGUGUGGCCCAGCCUUGUGGAGCCAACCAGACCGUGUGUGAGCCCUGCCUGGACAGCGUGACGUUCUCCGACGUGGUGAGCGCCACGGAGCCCUGUAAGCCGUGCACCGAGUGCGUGGGGCUGCAGAGCAUGUCGGCGCCCUGCGUGGAGGCCGACGACGAGAUCCCUGGCCGCUGGGCCACACGGGCCACGCCCCCAGAGGGCUCGGACAGCACCGCCCCCAGCACCCAGGAGCCCGAGGUACCUCCAGACCAAGACCCCGUGGCCAGCACAGUGGCAGAUGUGGUGACGACAGUGAUGGGCAGCUCCCAGCCCGUGGUGACCCGAGGCUCCAAUGACAACCUCAUCCCCGUCUACUGCUCCAUCCUGGCCGCGGUGGUUGUGGGCCUGGUGGCCUACAUCGCCUUCAAGAGGUGGAACAGCUGCAAGCAGAACAAGCAAGGAGCCAACAGCCGGCCGGUGAACCAGACACCCCCGCCCGAGGGAGAAAAACUCCACAGUGACAGCGGCAUCUCUGUGGACAGCCAGAGCCUGCACGACCAGCAGCCCCACACGCAGACGGCCGCGGGCCAGGCCCUCAAGGGGGAUGGAGGCCUCUACAGCAGCCUGCCGCCGGCCAAGCGGGAGGAGGUGGAGAAGCUGCUCGAUGGCUCUGCGGGGGACACCUGGCGGCACCUGGCAGACGAGCUGGGCUACCAGCCUGAGCACAUAGACUCCUUCACCCACGAGGCCUGCCCUGUCCGCGCCCUGCUCCGCCGCAUCCAGCGAGCCGACAUCGUGGAGAGCCUGUGCAGCGAGUCUACCGCCACGUCCCCCGUGUGAGCUGACCCACCCGGGAGCCCCUGCCCUGCCCCACAUUCCGAUGACUGAUGCUCCAGCCAACCCCCGGGGGCCAGCGUCAGAGCUGAGCUCCUCCGGGCAGGGCUGUGGAGCCCGGGCCCCUAAACCACAGCCCUGCCACUGACCCCUUGUGGCCCCAUCGCUUCUGACCACACUCCCUCUGCGGCACCAGAAGUGCCCCUGCUGCCUGCCCCCCCUGCCCCUGCCCCUCACCAUCUCCAGCCUUCCGCUCCUUCUCCCCACACUUCUAGGCGGGCCAGCUCCUCCCACCAUAGCAGGUGUCAGAGCUGCGGGGGCUGACACCAGGGAUGGUGUUGGGGUGAUGACAAAGCCCCAGAGACUCAGAGAGAGACUGAGGAACCAGAGCCAUGGACUCUACACUGUGAACCUGGGGAAAGAGGGAGCAUCACUGUGGCCUAAACCCUCCCUCAGCCCCUCACAUCCCCCCUCUGGCCAAAGAUGAAGAGGCUCGAAGGCUGGACAGAGCGGGAAGGGGGUACUGAAAUCUAGUCCACCCUCUUGUUUUACCUACAGGACAGUGAGGCCCAGAGAGAGGCAGUGACUGGCCCAAAGCCACCCAGCAAUGGGGUGGCCAAGUGUGGGCUGGCCUCCUCCUCUCUGAAUGAGGGGUGCAAGCCUCAGCUUUGCUUACAGGCUGGGAGAAGGGGGCCAGGCAACCCUCCGGGGAGUGCUGUACAGCCAGAUCCGGUCCACCCUCCACCACCUCCAGGCCUGUUCAACCCUGGGGGACACAGGAUGCUUUACCCAAGCUUGGUCCAUGGAUCCAUCAUAACCCGAGUCAGCUUGGGGUUUGUGGGAAGGGGUGCCACUUCCCCCCUCCUGCCCCGCUCAGGCAUGUCAGUGUGGCAUCUUGGGUGUGGCCAGUCUGUAGGUGCCUUCCAUCCCGGCACAGACCCAGAGCCAACACAGGCAGUACUUGGGGUUAGGGGCUAAGGACCCCCCACAUACAACACACACACACACACACACACACACACACACACACACACACACAUCACGCACAGCGGAUGAGAAACCUUUUCUCCACGAGUUCUUUCUCUUGGGCUGGGACCGGAUCCUGCCCCGGGGCAGCUGCCAGAGAAGCAUCACAGGGAAUUGAACUCUGCUCGGCCGUCUUCCCUCGCCCCCGGGUUUGGCGGGCCAAGGACGGCUGAGGCUCGAGCUGGCGCCUGCCUUCCAAGGGCCUGCACAUGGAGGAAUGCUGCCCCCGCCUCCCCUCCCCUGAAGCCACGGGUUUGGCUGGGCCCCGAAGGUUGCGAUGAAGAAACUUGGACCGGUCUGGGAAUGCAGCAAGAAGGAACUGAGUUAAACUGCGGGCCCUGGACGGUCUGUCCAAAGUCUCGAGGGCCCCACAAAGGACAGCUUUUUCCCUAGCUUGGUGCCAGGAAGGGGCCUGGAGGUCCCUCCUGGCCUGUUCUGUUUUGCUUGAUGUUGGAAUGAAUGGCUCCCCCCUCUAUUUAGCAUGAAGGAGCCCAGAGCAGGGGGUGCGCCCACAGCCACCCCCUCCCCCGCCCAGGGUUCUCCCAACCCCCCGCCAGGGACUGGGAACAUUGUAUGUAGAUGGCGUUCCUUGGACCUCAGUCUGUGAUGGGAGCAGGAAACUCACCCGCUGGCCCCUCGCCUGUGCACCCGGGAGGGAGCGGGGCAGAGUCUGAGGGUAUUUAUUUUCCGCCCCAGCAGUUGGGAGCGGUCGGAGGGAGGCAGGUAUGUUUUAGCAUGUGUUUGGUUCUGGGGCCCCUCCUACCUCCCUUUGGGCGGAGAUGGAACCCUUUGGGCCCCCCAGCCGGGGGGCUGUGAGCUCCAGACUCCCGACACCUUCCCCUCGCACCCUGUGUAACCAUUUCUUGGGCCCUCCUGAAACUUACACAUAAAACAUAAAUGAUGAACAUUAAAUAGCAAAGAAAGAAAA
Molecule: messenger RNA, 2884 nt
Organism: Myotis brandtii (Brandt's bat)
Lineage: Eukaryota; Metazoa; Chordata; Mammalia; Chiroptera; Vespertilionidae
Gene: NGFR
Product: nerve growth factor receptor
Exons: 7
Biological process (GO): Rho protein signal transduction
Cellular component (GO): plasma membrane; cell surface
Molecular function (GO): death receptor activity; coreceptor activity; nerve growth factor binding
Source: RefSeq, a predicted model, not a curated record